This is a messenger RNA of Salmo salar (Atlantic salmon), 6074 nucleotides long. RefSeq names its product mitochondrial adenyl nucleotide antiporter SLC25A25. The record is from RefSeq and is a predicted model, not a curated record. Gene Ontology annotation, cellular component: mitochondrial inner membrane. NCBI's taxonomy places the organism in Eukaryota, Metazoa, Chordata, Actinopteri, Salmoniformes, Salmonidae. Gene Ontology annotation, molecular function: calcium ion binding. Gene Ontology annotation, biological process: transmembrane transport.
GGAACCCUAGGUUGAAAAUGCUAACUAGGCAGGAAGAGCCCUUUACGGCACCGGCUUUUUUUGUGGUAUCACUUAUCAAUCCAACUGCCAAGUCAGACGGGAGGAAUUCGCCGGUUAUAGCCAAGAAAGGGCACUGGACAUCUUCAAUACCAGUAGAAGGUAUCACUGAAGUGACUUUGUGGCACAUUACAGCAAAAACUUGUUGAAAUGUACAGUAUAUUGACUAAGUUACAUUGUAACGCGGCUCAGCAUCCACCUCAUCACUUCUCAGCUGGCAGAAGUAGCUACAAUAGCUAACGUUAGCUAGCUAGCUAUUAAGUAAGCCAACCGAGUUAGCAGAGAAUUAAAGAAGUCAGCCGUUAUGGGCCAAACCUGGAUAACGGUGGAAUAAGAUAGUUACAUUGCAAAGUUUACAUUUGACUGUUUUGUCUGCACUACUUUUAGCAGUCCUUCUGAACAAUUUAGUUAGAACGCACGUGACGUGGUGGCUAAAAUAGACUUGUCCAUAUUUGGCAGCUAGCCAAGCUACCCCAAUUCACAUUACAUUUAGAUAUAGUAAAAUACCGAUAUAGAUUGUAAUAGUUUGAUAAUAUUGGUUCCAUCCGUAUGAUGCACAAGCAAGGGUCGUUCGUGUCCCCCUUGCUCAGUGGGGUCUUCUGUCAAUGCCAAGCAGAUGAGGCGCACCGGGGUUCUGACCCAGGUGGCGGGGUCGAGUAUACUGGGGGUCCAUCCUUCCCAUUCCCACCUCCAGCUCGGGAGCGGCCGUUGUCAGGGGAGAACACAGGUUCCUGUGAUGACUCCUGUGAGCCAUCGUAUCCAUGCGAACUUUGUGGUGGACCCGAGCAGGACCACAGACUGAAAGUGCUGUUUCAAGUCCUGGACGUGAAUGGUGAUGGGGGCAUCUGCGUCAACGACCUGUCCAUUGGGCUCAAGAAACUGGGGGUUCAUCGCACAGAACUUGAGCUUAUGAAAAUAGUUAAAGCGGGAGAUAAGGACCUGGACGGCCAGCUGGACUUUGAGGAGUUUGUCCACUAUCUGAGAGACCACGAGAAGAAGCUCCGGCUGGUCUUCAAAAGCCUGGACAAGAAGAACGAUGGUCGUAUUGACAAGCAGGAAAUCAUGCAGUCCCUUCGAGACCUGGGGGUUAACAUCUCCGAGCAGCAGGCAGAGAAGAUCCUCAAAAGCAUGGACAAGAAUGGCACAAUGACCAUCGACUGGAACGAGUGGAGAGACUACCACCUACUGCACCCCGCCAAUAACAUUCCCGAGAUCAUCCUGCACUGGAAACACUCAACGAUAUUCGAUGUGGGGGAGAGUUUGAUGGUGCCAGAUGAGUUUACAGCCGAGGAAAAGAAGACUGGGAUGUGGUGGCGACACUUAGUGGCUGGAGGGGCAGCCGGCGCCGUGUCUCGAACCUGCACCGCACCCCUGGACCGGCUCAAAGUGCUCAUGCAGGUCCACGCCUCCCGUACCAACAGCAUGUGCAUUGCCGGCGGCUUCAACCAUAUGAUACGCGAGGGCGGUAUGAGGUCACUAUGGCGAGGCAAUGGCAUGAAUGUCAUCAAGAUCGCCCCUGAGUCAGCCAUCAAGUUCAUGGCUUACGAGCAGAUCAAACGUUUGAUAGGCAGCAACCAGGAGACACUGGGCAUCCUGGAGAGGUUUGUGGCGGGAUCUCUGGCUGGAGCCAUUGCCCAGAGCAGUAUUUACCCCAUGGAGGUGUUGAAGACCCGCCUAGCCCUGAGGAAGACGGGCCAGUUCUCUGGCAUUGCUGACUGCGCCAAACACAUCUUCCGGAAGGAGGGCAUGGCCGCUUUCUACAAGGGAUACAUUCCAAACUUGAUAGGCAUCAUCCCCUACGCUGGCAUUGACCUGGCUGUCUACGAGACUCUGAAGAACUCAUGGCUGCAGCGCUAUGCCACAGACAGUGCUGACCCGGGGGUGUUCGUCCUGUUAGCCUGCGGUACCACCUCCAGCACCUGUGGACAGCUGGCCAGCUACCCCCUGGCCCUGGUCAGGACCCGAAUGCAGGCUCAAGCCACCAUCGAGGGCGGUCCCCAGAUGACCAUGUCGGGGCUGUUCAAACACAUUGUGAAGACUGAGGGUGCAUUCGGACUCUACCGAGGCCUGGCCCCAAACUUCAUGAAGGUCAUUCCAGCGGUCAGCAUCAGCUACGUGGUCUACGAGAACCUCAAGAUGAGUCUGGGGGUGGUGUCACGUUGAGGCCUGGGGGGAGAGGGAGGUAGCACCUCCACUUAAGACCAAAUUGUUCAUUUUUGCUUUGCCAAGCAACGGUGCUGGUGACUUGGAAAAAAGGGAGGAAUUUCAGCAGACAGAGCUGGGGUUGUUAGAGACCAUCUCAUUCUGUAAAUGUUAUGAAGACAGAUGGGGAGAGGUACAUGGAGGGAGGGGGGAGAGAUAUUACAACACUAAGGACAAAAAAAACGAUGGAGAGAUGGGAAUGGACACUAUGACUGGAAGGGAGGUGGGGAUGGCGAUCCUCUCACAUAGCUGUAAUCUUAAAGUAUCAUUAUGUAAGGAGUUAUUUUGUUAUCAAUCCAGAGGUACUUCACCAUGAGUCCACUGUUGGCUUUUUAUUAUGAAAUUUGAAGAGCCAGGUUAACUGAAAAGCAAUCUCUUCACUGGAACUCCAGUAUUCUCAACCUGCUUGAAAUUUGUUAACAGUAUUAGUCAACCUAUCUGGGUUGUGAAAGACUGCUUUUCUAAUUGUCAUCUAAAGUUGUCCUAUGUAAUAUGUAUCCGCCUUAAUGCAGCAUUCAUUAAAAUGUAAGAGGCUGCAACUAUUAGGGCAUUAGCUGUUAUGAAUUUUGUCUGGAGGGAGCAAAACCUCAACUCACAAUUUUGAUUUCAGGUUAAUUCCAUAUUUUUCCUUUUUCUCAUUGUAUAGCUUGAUGAGAAUGUUAAACAACUGAUUUGAACAGAAAGGGCGAUGCAGGUUGGAUGCCCAUAGUGUAUAAUUGUCCACUUAGUCUUAAAACGGCUGGUAAGAAGUGUGUAUGUCUUGAUGUUAAUAAAAAAUGUUGUAUUGUAACCAGAUAUUUAAAUAAAUAUGGUCCAAGACAGGCCGCGCUCAAAGAAUAGAUACUGUUAGCAGAUGUUUAGUUACUAUAACAUAUUCAGAAACUGUUCAUAUAUUGUUUUCCAAGAUCCAAUGCAACACAUAAUGAUUACCUACCUACUGAUUAAGGUUUGAUACGUUACACUGUCACUUCCUGUGUAACAUUUCGGAAAGGAAUAUGGCGAUAUUGAGUCGUUUCUGGGUGGGGAAAAAAACAGGGAAAAUGUGCAGAGUUUUCAUUAUGAAAGACCAUUUCCCACCACCAUGCUACAGUGGCUAAUUCUAGCCCCGGUCCACAGUAGCAUUUUGAAACUAUAGCGGUUUUUGAAUGCCCAUACUAACAUACUGUAUACUAUUAGUUAAUUUUAGUAUAUGGUAAACAAACGGUAUCGUUUCAGUUGAGCGUACUAGAGCAUGGCCUGUCUACUGGAAGUUGAUGCUGUUGCUAUGGAACCUCUUGCUAGCUUGUUAGCCUAACAAAUGACUAGCUAAACAUUUUACGAUUUCGGGUGUGUUUGUAAGUUCAAUCUGGAGUGAUAAUGCGCUCUGGGCGUUCGUAAAUCCAGAGUGUUGUCCAUUUGUAAAUUCAUCAGUUAUUCUGUGCGAGAGUGCUCUGAAAUCGGAGUAGAUAGCCAUUGAAACACACGACUAUACCACUUAGCUAAGAAUUAUGUAAAUAAUCAUGUCACUAAACGUUGGGUAGUUAGAUAGCUAAUAUACUGUCUGACAAGUUUGAUGUUUUAGUAACUAGUUAACAUACCAUACUGCUGUAAUGCUAUAUGGUUCGUAAGAAUAGUGUAAGUUAUUUGAAAAGUCAUUACAUUGCUCAACAUUUGUCAAAAUUAGUUAAAGCAAUGAAUUUGUAUCCGCUCUCGUCUGACUUCGAAUGCAUAUUUUACGCCAUUUUCUUUCAAUCUGAAAAGUUGAAGCCACGCCCAUUUUCUGAAUUGCAUUAUGGGCCCUAAAAGCACGGAAAGUAUCCACUGCAUGUAUACUUCGUAUUUUGGCGAGCUUUUGACAUACUAACUAUAUCCAUACUAUGACCAAUAAGCAUACUAUAUACUCAAUUCAUGUCACAAAUAGUACAGUUAGUGCGGUUAGUAUCAGUAUUCGAACACAGCUCAGGGGUGAAAAGACAGACUGUUGCAACCCGAUACGCAACAACUAUCAUUCACUGUAGCAUGGUGGUGGAAAAUGGUAUUUCAUAAAGAAAGCACAGACAUUUUCCCUGUUUUUUCGGUCUUCUCUCUAUUAAAUCGAAUUAAGGAAGGAAUCGACGCCUUUGCAGCCUGAAUGGAGAAUGUUUUAUGUACAAACUGGUCCACAGGGAUACGAGUAUAAAGCCGGCUGCAUAGAUUUUCUCUGGACGGUAAAAUGAAAUAACUCAAUAUCAACAUCUGACGGCCUUUGAGCUAGUAUUUCUUGAGUUUGGGACUUGUUGUUUUGAGUUUAGUCGGUUGUCGCUAUUUGGCUAAAUGCUUUUUCUAGUUGGUGCAGCUCCACAAAAAUAAGUACUUAUCUUUUGCACUUUUGCUUUAGAGCAAAUACCGGAGCCUGAAUCCAUAUAUUCACUCCACAAGAGGAUGGAAAAGGCUGUGUCUGUAUUAUUGUACACCACCUAAGGAUACCACUCCAUACUGCCUGAAAUGUAGCGGCUUAUUUCCUGCAUUGACGAGCAGGAAAUCAGACUCAUCACUUUUGUAAACUUGAAAUUCAUAUUGUUCCCCUAUAUCGCUGAAGGCUAAAAUGUAUAGCAUAUCUAUACACUAUACAAAACAUUAAGAACACAUUAUUUUUCCAUGAUGUAGACCGACCAGGUGAAUCCGGGUGAAAGCUAUGAUCCCUUAUUGAUGUCACUUGUUAAAUCCACAUCAGUCGGUGUAGAUGAAGGGGAGGAGAUGGGUUAAAGAAGGAUUUUUAAGCCUUGAGACAAUUAAGUCAUGGAUUGUGUAUGUGUGCCAUUCAGAGGGUAAAUUGGAAAGACAAAAGAUUGAAGUGCCUUUGAACGGGGUUUGUUUGCAGGUUCCAAGCGCACCAGUUUGUGUUUAGAACUCCAACGCUGCUGGGAACAUAUCCAGACUAAAUCCUGAUUUACAGUGAGCUACAAAAGUAUUGGGACAGUGACAUUUUUUUGUUUGUUUUGGUUCUGUACUCCAGCACUUUGGAUUCCUAAUGAUACUAUGGGGUUAAAGUGCAGACUGUUAGCUUUAAUCUCAGGGUAUUUUUGUCCAUAUCGGGUGACCGUUUAGAAAUUACAGAACUUGUACAUAAUCCUCCCUUUUAGGGAGUCAAACGUUUAGUACAGUAUAUGGUUCCAUAUUCCUAGCACACAAUGAUUACAUCAAGCUUGUUACUCUACAAACUUGUUGGAUGCAUUUGCUGUUUGUUUUUGUUUCAGGUUAUUUUGUGCCCAAUAGAAGUUCAUGGUAAAUAAUGUAUUAGGACAUUUUGGAGUCGCUUUUAUUGUGAAUAAGAAUAUAAUGUUUCUAAACACUUCUACAUUAAUGUGGAUGCUACCAUGAUUACAGAUAAUCCUGAAUCGUGAAUAAUGAUGAGUGAGAAAGUUAGACACACACAUAUCAUUACCCCCCCCCCCGCAAAUACUAACCUCCCCUCCAGUUAUUUUAAUGGUGAGAUGAUAACAUGUCUUAGGGGUAUGAUAUUUGUGUAACUUUCUCACUCAUCAUUAUUUACGAUACAUACAGGACUAUCCGUAAUCAUGUAGAAGUGUUUAGAAAUAAUAUAUUCUUAUUUACAAUAAGUGACUCCAAAAAGUCUCAAUACAUUAUUUACCAAAGUGCUGGAGUACAGAGCCAAAACAACAACAAAAAAUUGUCACUGUCCCAAUACUUUUGUAGCUCAAUGCAUUUAGAAAAUUAUUGAAUGUAUUGAAAACUAUGUAAAUGAACCAUUGUUGUCCUUUGUAGAAGAAUGCAUCUAUAGCUAAAUGUAUUUAUGCUUAUAUGGGAACAACUGUUAAUAAAAUAACUCAAUAUUA